Aspergillus terreus NIH2624 is the source of this 1767-nucleotide messenger RNA. Its product is annotated as cleavage polyadenylation factor subunit CLP1. The transcript is spliced from 3 exons. Gene Ontology annotation, biological process: tRNA splicing, via endonucleolytic cleavage and ligation. The record is from RefSeq and is a predicted model, not a curated record. Gene Ontology annotation, cellular component: mRNA cleavage factor complex; nucleus. Gene Ontology annotation, molecular function: polynucleotide 5'-hydroxyl-kinase activity. Bases 1 to 1767 code for a protein of 588 amino acids. NCBI's taxonomy places the organism in Eukaryota, Fungi, Ascomycota, Eurotiomycetes, Eurotiales, Aspergillaceae.
AUGACGGCAGAACCUCUGCAAACAAAGCAAACUCUACACCCAACCGUACAGAGCUCCCAUCGCAAUCAUUCAACCUACCUCUCAAUCCUGCGUGCCAUGUCUCUUCCCGGUUUAGAUCUCACCCAACCUUCGGCGGAGAGGGAGUUUGCGCCCGCUCCGCCGUCACAGAUAACUCUGUCCGCGGGCUCGGAGUGGAGAUUCGAGGUUGCCUUCGGGACGACAGUACGGGUAAAGCUCAUCUCCGGCACGGCAGAACUCUUCGGGACAGAACUCGCCCCGUCUCAAACCUACACAUUCUGCGGCACCAAAUCCGCAAUCUACACCUGGCAUGGAUGCGAACUCGAGGUCGGCGCGGGAGACGCAAUCUCCGCACUGGAGGCGACAGGGAUGAACGGCGCAGCGACGGCGCAGGGAUUCGGCGCGGGCGGAUGUCAGAGCGAGUACACAGCAGAGGAGACGCCGAUGGUGGAAUACGCGAACGUACAUUUUGCGUUGGAGACGAUGCGGCAGGAGGCCAAAGCGACGGGGAAGGAUGGCCCGCGCGUACUGAUUCUCGGUCCUGAGGACGCCGGGAAGACCAGCCUGUCGAAGAUCCUGACCGCCUAUGCGACCAAGAUCGGGCGCCAGCCCAUCGUCGUCAACUUGGAUCCGGCCGAGGGCAUGCUGAGUGUGCCGGGCACGCUGACGGCCACGGCGUUCCGCACGAUGAUGGACAUUGAGGAGGGAUGGGGAAGUAGCCCCAUGUCCGGGCCGAGUGCUGUGCCCGUCAAGCUGCCGCUGGUAUACUUCUAUCCGAUGCAGAACCCGCUCGAAGGAGAUGGGUCUGUCUAUCGCUCGAUUGUGUCGAGGCUGGCGCUGUCGGUUAUGGGGCGUAUGGCGGAGGAUGAGGAUUCGAGGGAGACGGGCAUCAUUGUGGACACACCUGGAGUGUUGAGCCAGAGUAAGGCGGGGAGUUUGGAGAUGAUCAACCAUAUUGUUACGGAGUUUUCCAUUACGACGAUACUUGUGAUCGGCUCGGAGCGACUGUACAGCACGAUGAUGAAGAACUACGAUAACAAACCGACUUCCAGCGCGUCGGCUGUAGCGUCGGACGAGCGUAUCUCCGUCGUGAAGCUGUCCAAGUCUGGAGGAUGUGUUGACCGCGACGCGGCCUUCAUGAAGCAUGUACGCGAGUCCCAGAUCCGGACGUACUUCUUCGGCAACCCGAUCCCGUCGACAGCGUCCGCGGCUCUCUCGGUCUCCGCGUCGUCGACCACGAAUGUGACCCUCUCCCCACACGCCCAGCAGCUCGACUUCAACUCGCUCGGCCUCUACAACUACAACAUCACAUCGACUGAGGAAGACGAGGAUGAAUACGACCCCGCGCAGUUUGGCGCUAGUGACGCAUUCCUUCCUGGCGGAGCCAAUGACGCAGAGCAGGGCGCGUCCCAACAGGACGAGAACCCCUCUGCGACGCCGUUACCGGGCAUCGUGUCAUCUAUCGAAAGUGCCGUUCCGUCCGGCGCUUCGAACGUGCCCUUGAAGAAACUCUUACCACCGGCGCCCUCUGCGCUGGCAAACUCCCUCCUCGCUAUCACACAUGUGCCGCCGACGGCCACCCCGUCCGAGAUCCGGGACUCCAGUAUCAUGGGGUUCUUGUAUGUGGCGGAUGUGGAUAGCGAAAAGGGGAAGAUUCGGGUGUUGGCUCCUGUGGGAGGACGGGUACCGCCGCGGGCAAUUGUCUGGGGGAAGAGAUGGCCUGGGGAAGUCGUGGGAUUGGUAGGCUAG